Messenger RNA from Paramisgurnus dabryanus, 3113 nucleotides. The record is from RefSeq and is a predicted model, not a curated record. Lineage: Eukaryota; Metazoa; Chordata; Actinopteri; Cypriniformes; Cobitidae.
GUUUGUUUAAUUCAAAUUCUAAGAGAUUAUUUUAUGUCAUGAAUUGUCUUUGGAAGGGCCACGAAGGGAUGCACCAUAAGGGUGGGCACACGGCGAAAAGUUUGACAACCACUGCCUCAAAGGAAUAGUUCACCCAAAUAUGAAAAUUAUUGUAACAUUUUUUUAUCCUCAUGCCAUUCCAGAUGCAUAUGACUUCCUUUCCUCUGCUGAACAAAAAAUGAAUGAUUAUUUUCAUAUAUGGGGCUCAGAAUGGCGAAGGUCCAUAAAGCAAAUACAUCCAUCAUUAACAUAAUCCAAAGAACAGCCAAGUUUAUUUUUGAAGUCAGGAAAAAAGGACAUGAAAAAGAUAUACUACAUCCUCUGGUUCUCAAGAUUUGUUUAAAGCAGCUGUUUUCACAAUCUUGUAUGCCUUGACAAGUCAUUAUAAUUCCAAGAUAAUUGGCGAAUGCUAAGAAGAGGCCCAUUUUUGAUAUAUUCCUUCAGACAAACGCAAAAUUUAUAGACAAUUUCUCUAGGUUUUAAUCUUGCCACUUAGUUUCUCCUCUUUAUACUAUCUAUGGCAAAUUUUCAAUAUAAGGCUUUCAUUAGCAGUUCUGUUAAGUAGAUCUCCUCUAAACAUCUCUUUCAGUAGUGGCUCACGGCACAUGAGCUUUCUCCCCCGUUGAUCAUGUGAGCACAGGAAACAUAAACCUCUUCCUCGGGGACCCGGUUGCUUCUGUUUAAAAACCACAUGUUGCCCCAUCUCAUCCUUGCCCUUUUUGGGUGGCUCUCUUGAUGUACACAGAAAAAUAAGCCCAAAGGUCUGCUUAAAAUCCAAUGGGUAAAUAAAACCUGUGCGUGUGCUACAUUGUACAAAAUGCAGCAUUUUUGUCAAAUCAACAUAUUUUUAUGUUACUUUAAGUUAAAAACAUUAAGUUAAACAAUUUUUAACAUACUUUCUUAAAUUUUGACUUUGGCAUAACUUAGAAAAACAAGGCAAACUUGUUUAACUUAAUUUGUUAAGUUAAAGUAACAAAAUAUAUGUGGAUAUUAAUUUUAACAGUGUAUAUACUAGUUGAAAACUUAAACUAGUAGGUUUAAUUGACUUGCAUAACCAAUUUGAUUAAACUUGCAUGCAGCACUAGAAGAUUUUUUUUACAGUGUGGUCAAGAUUUGGGAUGUCAGACACGAGUAUUGGAGAGCAUCUUAGCAAACUAUCUUUGUACGGUUGAAGUAACAGAAGUUAGGAGCAGCCUGGUUGUGCCUACAUCUGGUGGCCUGAACUUUUCCAACACUAAUGCAUGGGGGGAAAUUCUGCUGCCCCCUCGACAGCCUUUUCCAAAGCUUAACCAAAACAGUAUGUCUGGAAACAGCCCAGACACUCUUUCUGGGGCUGAGUAAAAGAAGGAGGAGGGGAGGAGUUUUUUCCCCCACACCGAUCCAACUGUUCUUCAUCACGCAGCCUGUAACAACAGAACAUACAGCUGGAGACGAGGAAUGAGCUGAAGACUCUUUCUGGUAGAUCUUGUGUAGGUUUUCCAAGUGAGGCAUGUUUUAGGACUUUAGCUCUUGGAGAAAGUAUUCAGUCAUAAGAUGGACCACUCAGCUCUCUGCUGCUUCAUCGGCUUGUCCAUCAUUCUGCUUAACAGCAGCGUCACUAAAGCCACCCCGGUCAUUUUCAAUGACUCAUUGGAAAGCAGUGGGCAGUCAGAGUCUGGUAGCAUAGAACUGUUCCACUCAUCCAGCAAUACUUCCUUUCUGAAUGAAUUUGAUCAGUCCUCUGUCGACGAAGAAAAACACAACAACAAGUCCUUAUUGAAUCAAAUGGUGGACUUCUUACAAGAGAAUCUCCUUCUCAUAGUUGUCAUUACCACAUUACUACUAAUCUUUUUCAUCAUCAUCUGCUCAGCUGCAAUUUUAAGCCGCAGACGUAAAGUCAGCGCAUACUACCCUUGCGCUUUCCCCUCUAAGAUGUAUGUCGAUGAGAGGGACAAGACUGGAGGAGCGAAGUUAUUCAAUGAAGUCCCUGAAAACGCCAAUGCUGGCACCAUUGAGGAGCCAUUGAAUUCAGCCAAGCAGCUUCAGGAGGACAUCAUGUUGGCUACCAAGAACCUACGAACUCCUGUUAAGACGCCAUGGAGAGAGAAAAAUGAAACGGUAGAAGAUGAAAAACCUAAAGACGAUGAGGAAAGUCCUCAGGGUGAAAGGAGUGAAGAGGACAACUCGGUUUUGCAGAAGGGGAAAACUACACACGAGUCUCUUGUUGAGGAUUCUGCGGAAAACAGAAACCCCAGCGGGUCCCAAGACAGUGUUCCUGUUUCUGAAAUGGAAAAAAAUGACCCUUCUGAGUCCGGGCCCCCUGAGGAGAGCAAACAUCCAUCUGAGCCUGAGAUUCAAGAGGACAUGAACAAACAGGAAGUUGUUACUUCAGGCACUUCAGUUAUCAUUGAAGAGAAAACAGCAUUUUAGUGUGACAUGUUUAAAGUAUUAGAAAUAUUUACAGAUAAACACAGACCAAAGUUUGUUUGGACACGUUGUAUUUGCUCUAAUAAGGACAUUUUUGUGUUUUAUUGAAGUCAACUUAUCUGAAGAAAAAGCGAUGGCUUUAGUUUUAUGGCUGUUUACUAUGAUGCACAUAUGUCAACUAUUUUAAAUAGCCAUUUUCUUUAGUUUAACAGAAAACUGCAAUAUAAACGGAUGCCUGUAAGGCAAGACUGUAACAUAAAAAAUGUAUUUUAAGUUUUGUGUGUCCCAAAUUUCUUUUCAAACCAUCAGCAGAAAUGUCUUAAUACUUGUAGAUCGUUCACUUCUCCUUUGUUUGUGAUGACAUAAAGACUGAGAAGCUUAAGUUAAUUGUUUUAUUUGAUUGACUUAUUUUUAAUAUAUUAUUUUAUACAAUAUUUUAAUAUCUGAAUGCUGUUAUUUGAAAACUGGCAGAAGUAAAUAACAGUUUCCAUUCGAUCUUAAGUGUACAUACAAACAAAAGUUAAACUCCUUCUUGAUUAUUAAAUUUUUCUUGAAUAUUUUCUGUUGCUAAUGUUGUUGCUAUUCUCUGUCUGCUAAAACUGGACACUUGACCUCGAAAUGCAAUGCAAAUAUAAACAUAGAAGCACACACAUGCAAGAAAUAAAGCA